Messenger RNA from Arabis nemorensis, 222 nucleotides. Lineage: Eukaryota; Viridiplantae; Streptophyta; Magnoliopsida; Brassicales; Brassicaceae. The record is from the annotation of a GenBank genome assembly.
AUGGUCAAAUUGUCUCUUCGCAAAUACAAUGCCUUAAACGGAACCGAUGUGAAAUUGGAUCGUGUUGUGAGUCUUUUUGUGGUACAUGGACUUCGUACAUCACUUUCAUGGCGAGAGAGGAAGAAGAUAGUAACACUCUUGUGGAGUAUCAAGCAAAGGUUGCGAAGUCUUAUCCUAUCUUUUGCAGGCCAAGUCCUCAAGUUAGAUCAUGAUGAUAUGUAA